CUUGUAACUUUGAAAGCUAUUUGGCGUUUUCGUAAAUGUAUAUCAAAUGGGUUCAAUGGAUUCGCCAUCAAUUAUUAUAUAACCUUUUCUGCCUCUUUCUCAUUCCUGCAGUGAUGUCCUUCACUAGACUCCUAUAUCUGCUAAGCGCCGAUGCACAUAAUCUUAAGACAACCAUGCACUGUAUCGUUAUUUCACCUUUACUAACUCCUUGAGCAAGGUGACAGAGGAAUCCCCUGUUUGAACUGCCUCAAUAUAAUGUUGCUUCCAGGGCCCGGUCUGCUGGCCUUUUCCCAGUCCAGCUUUUAAUUGACACUGUAGGCGUAACUCAAUGAAGACUUGACUAGAACUCAACAGGGCACCAUGCCUAUGCAAGCUUUGUUGCACCAGAAGGGGACGUCUCGUACGUCUAGCCUCGGAUUCUUAACAUAGUUCCACGGUGGAAAUGCGACCAAUCUCGGUGUGUACAUACAUAGCAGACCUGCUACCGCAACUACUAUAACACGAAGAAACACCUACAACACAACCCUUCCACCCACAAUCCAAACCUCAACCCUCAGUCUCACAGCCAAGCAACUGCACCUUCCCCG
Aspergillus alliaceus is the source of this 587-nucleotide messenger RNA. RefSeq lists its product as uncharacterized. The record is from RefSeq and is a predicted model, not a curated record. The transcript has a single exon. Bases 36 to 212 code for a protein of 58 amino acids. Lineage: Eukaryota; Fungi; Ascomycota; Eurotiomycetes; Eurotiales; Aspergillaceae.